GCAUGGUCCCCUACUCAGGUCUGUCGUUCUUCACCUUUGACACAUUGAAGCAGCUGUUGCUGGAGAGCGGUCCGCGGAUGCUCCUACAGCACGGAGGCGAGACGGACGACCGGGCCCUGCGCGCUCCCGUCAACCUGGUGCUGGGAGGGGUGGCCGGCGCCAUCGCACAGACCGCAUCGUACCCUCUGGACGUGACUAGAAGAAGAAUGCAGCUGGCUGUGCUGACAUCCAACGCUGAACAGUUCAGUGGGUGCGUAAAGACGCUGCUGGCGGUUUAUCGGACGGACGGCGUGAAGCACGGGUUGUACCGCGGGAUCAGCGUGAACUAUCUCCGGGUCAUCCCGCAGGUCGCCAUGUCCUUCUGUGUGUACGAGAUGUGCAAACAGCUACUCAAGAUGGAACAGCCAGCACAGAACAAAAACUCACAACAGCCAGCACAGAACAAAAACUCACAACAUCCAGCACAGAACAAAAGCUCACAACAUCCAGCACAGAACAAAAACUCACAACAUCCAGCACAGAACAAAAGCUCAGACUUGCAAAACCCUGCUCAAAACUUACAACAAAACCCAACACAAAACUCCAAACGCUCCUGACCACUGUUGUCCAACUGUGGGUUUAUAAAGUAACCCACAUACCAGACAAUGGGCACACCUGCACUCGAGUUCCGCCCACCCCUGGAUGUAAAAUGGACCGGUCUAAUCACCCCUGGAUGUAAAAUGGACCGGUCUAAUCAUCCACAAGGCAACAAAGGGCCAGGAUCUCAGCACCAAAUGGCAAUGCCGCCCACCAGCAUCCCAGCAUCUGCAGUUUCUAAGUACUAAGAUGGCAUCUGCAAUGUCUGAUGACCUGAACCUAGAUGGCAUCUGCAAUGUCUGAUUACCUGAGCCUAGAUGGCAUCUGCAAUGUCUGAUGACCUAAGCCUAGAUGGCAUCUGCAAUGUCUGAUGACCUAAGCCUAGAUGCCAUCUGCAAUGUCUGAUGACCUGAACCUAGAUGGCAUCUGCAAUGUCUGAUUACUUGAACCUAGAUGGCAUCUGCAAUGUCUGAUGACCUAAGCCUAGAUGCCAUCUGCAAUGUCUGAUGACCUAAGCCUAGAUGGCAUCUGCAAUGUGUGAUGACCUAAGCCUAGAUGGCAUCUGCAAUGUCUGAUUACCUGAACCUAGAUGGCAUCUGCAAUGUCUGAUGACCUAAGCCUAGAUGGCAUCUGCAAUGUCUGAUGACCUAAGCCUAGAUGGCAUCUGCAAUGUCUGAUGACCUAAGCCUAGAUGCCAUCUGCAAUGUCUGAUGACCUGAACCUAGAUGGCAUCUGCAAUGUCUGAUUACUUGAACCUAGAUGGCAUCUGCAAUGUCUGAUGACCUAAGCCUAGAUGCCAUCUGCAAUGUCUGAUGACCUAAGCCUAGAUGGCAUCUGCAAUGUCUGAUUACCUGAGCCUAGAUGGCAUCUGCAAUGUCUGAUAGUAAACUGGAGAACUCAAAAUGUCAUCAUAGGAUUUUAACAAUAGGUUGCUUUUUAGGAUGUGCAGGAUAUUUUAACAAAGAAAAAAGAUUUUAACUGACACGACACCUAUUAAUAUAAAGGAGUACCAUCCACAGCUGAAGCGGCUGUUGCCAGUAUUGAAGUAUUUAUAUUUAGUAAUUUAUUUGUUCUGAAUGCCUGCAGCAGUAUUGUACUCAAGCUGCUGUCUUCUCAAAUAAAACUAUAAAAAAUUUAUUUUACUAAAUGCAAAGUUGUAAGAGAAUCCGUUAAGAAGCAAUACAAUAAUGUAGAGAUGUGGGCAGAAUGAAGAAAUCUUAGCGCUACUUCUUAAGUGCUGACAGGGACUAUAAUGAUGUCAUUCCCGAAACUUGUGAUAACUUUGAAUGGGUUAAAAUAGCCUUUUAUUCGUUCUAGUUUCACAGUGAAAGUAAAAGAUUGAAUGUCAAAGUUUUUAGUCAGUACCUUUAUAAAUGUGUAAUUCAUUUAUGCCAGUGUAUUGUUGAAAAAAAGGACAUUUUCAUGA
Molecule: messenger RNA, 2002 nt
Organism: Branchiostoma floridae (Florida lancelet)
Lineage: Eukaryota; Metazoa; Chordata; Leptocardii; Amphioxiformes; Branchiostomatidae
Product: graves disease carrier protein homolog
Exons: 4
Coding region: 3-596 (197 amino acids)
Biological process (GO): transmembrane transport
Cellular component (GO): mitochondrial inner membrane
Source: RefSeq, a predicted model, not a curated record